AUGGUGAUGCGUUCUGCGUUGAAGAAGGGUUGGCAGAAUGCCAAUACCGGUUCCGAGUCGCAAUCGCACGUGGCGCGUUCUUGCAUGCCUCCAUCAAGGGUGGCAGUUAAAGUAUCCCAAGGAUAUAUCUAUGGAGUGCGCGAUGCCACCACCAAUGGAGAGCACUAUUACUACUUCAAGGGGAUUCCUUAUGCGAAGCCUCCGGUUGGAAACUUGAGGUUCAUGUCUCCGGUACCUAUCGAUAAGUUUCCGGUGACCUAUUUGGAUUGUACAGCGGAGCGUGGUAAUUGCAUGGGAAUGGACGUCAUCAGUAAGGAGAUUACGGGUUCCGAGGAUGGACUGUAUCUCAACGUUUACACUCCCGUAUUGCCACGGUCUGAUGGCGUCUCGCAAAACCUUCCGGUUAUGGUUUACGUUCACGGAGGAGGAUUAAUCGGUGGCCAUGCGGACAGCUCGAUGUAUCACCCAAAUUAUUUGCUGCAGGAAGGCGUUCUCGUAGUUACGGUGAACUACCGUUUGGGAAUUCUAGGAUUUCUGUGUCUACCGGAAGCUGGAAUUGAAGGCAAUGCAGGUCUCAAAGAUCAGAGAAUGGCACUACAAUGGGUCAGUCAGAAUAUUUCCAAAUUUGGAGGAGAUCCGAACAAUGUAACUCUCUUCGGGGCCAGCUCUGGUGCAAUUGCAGUUAACCUGCAUUGUCUUUCGAAAGAGUCUAAGAAGUACUUUCACAAAGCGAUCAUGCAGAGUGGAUCGAUCUACCUCGAGUGGGGCCACCAGGAGAAACCCGAGCAAAAAGCUCGUAAAAUGGCUGAACUGCUGGGAGCUAAUCCCACCACCGAUGAAGAAGUGUAUCAGGUGUUGAAAAACGCUCCAGCAAGGAAACUUUUUGAACUCCAGUUUAAGGCUGUGACGGAAAGAGAAGAACUGGUCGAAAAGCUGUUCCAGAUUCCAUUCUUACCAGUUGUAGAGCGUGAACAAUCAUCCGAUGCCAUCAUAACCAAACAUCCUACAGAGAUCAUGCGUGACCCAGACGGCGUCGGCAUUCCUAUCAUCCAGGGUUACAACGAAUAUGACGGAAUGAUGGUGCUACUAGAUGCCGUCAAAAAUCCCAACAUGUACAAUUUACAGCCGGAGCGCUUCAUUCCGCGUACUCUUAAUGUAGACUGCUAUGCUCCGGAAGCUCGCAAAUUGGCCAUGGAGAUCAAAAAAGCUUACUUCGGAGAUCAGGACGUAUCUCGUGAAACUGUGAUGCAAUUGGUAGAACUGUUUACGGAUAAGUACAUUCUAUCCUAUCGAAUCUCUUUCGAGUUGUGGGCGAAGUAUCAAACUAAAGCCAAAAUGUUUGGAUACCGGUUCUCGUUCGAUGGAUUGCUCAACAAGGGCAAAGCCAUAAUGUCGUUCGGAAGCUUGAAAGGUACUUGUCACAUCGAUGAAGUGUAUUACAUAUUUAGCUCGCCUAUUUUGCGAACUGAAGUGCCCAAAACUAGCAAAGCUUAUGAAAUGCGCAACAAGAUGGUGCAUAUGUGGGGUAACUUUGCCAAGUGCAGUGACCCUACCCCGGAUGGAGAUAUGGAGCUGUCUUUCAAGUGGAAUCCGGUUCCACAGAUUCCGGUGGAUCUCGAAGAUGUUAGGUGUACACUUCUGAGCAUCUCGGCGCCAGACGAAAUUGGAAUGGCGGAAAUGCCGGAGCGCGAACGAAUGGAGUAUUGGACGGAGUUGUAUAGAAAGUACAAUGGACACGUGACUAACAUUCUGGUUCCAACGGUGCCGCUUUUGGAUUCCGUUGAUUUAAACAACAAUAGUGUUUGAAAUGGACAUGAAACAUUAGCAAU
Messenger RNA from Aedes aegypti (yellow fever mosquito), 1829 nucleotides. RefSeq names its product esterase B1. The coding region runs from base 1 to 1806 and encodes 601 amino acids. Lineage: Eukaryota; Metazoa; Arthropoda; Insecta; Diptera; Culicidae. The record is from RefSeq and is a predicted model, not a curated record. The transcript is spliced from 3 exons.